CUACAAUGACGUUGCUCACUCUGUAGUAAGCAGUUCAACAGGGCGCUCCUUGGAUACCUUAAGAGAGCCUCUUUUCUAAACUCUGCCCCGGGAAACCAUGGCCGAGCAGGCCUCGGGGCCCUCCCGGCCACCUCAGUAUGACGGGGUUCUUCAGCAGCAUGCGGCCGCGCAGGAGCAGGACCGAGCAGACUUCCUGAAGCUGAAACAGCAGCUGGAAAUUGAGUUCAACCAGAAGAGGGCCAAAUUUAAGGAGCUCUAUCUAUCUAAAGAAGAGGAGCUGAAGAGGCAGGCUGCUGCACUGGAGAAGGCCCAGGUAGAGCUGAGCAGGGUGCAGGACCAGCUGGACGAGGCUAAAGCUGAGAUGGAGACCAUCAAAGCAGUGGCCACUGUCUCAGAGAGCACCAAGCAGGAGGCCAUUGACCAGGUCAAACAACUAUGGCAGGAGGAGGUGGCGUCACUGCAGGCUAUUAUGAAAGAUGCAGACCAUGAGGUGAAGGUGCAGUUCCAUCAGAAGUUGGAGCAGGAGCGUGCUCAGUGGGCUCAGUACCGUGAGGCAAUGGAGAGAGAGGUGGCAGAGCUCCGCCACCGUCUCUCUGUAGGACAGGAGGAGGAGAAUUUAGAGAAUGAUAUGAAAAAGGCUCAGGAGGAUGCAGAGAAACUGCGUUCAGUAGUGAUGCCAAUGGAGAGUGAGAUUGCAGCUCUGAAGGCCAAACUGUCAAGUUCAGAAAAUCGGGUUAAGGAUUUGGAGGCAGCUAAGGUGAAGGAGCUCAAUCACGUCCUAGAGGCCGAGAAAUCAUGCCGAACUGACUUGGAGAUGUAUGUUGCCGUCCUGAACACCCAGAAAUCUGUCCUUCAAGAGGAUGCUGAGAAACUUCGGAAAGAACUCCAUGAUGUGGUUCACAUGCUGGAAUUGGAGCGACAACAGCACAAUCAGCUGAAAAACACAUGGCAGCGUGCCAACGAUCAGUUCCUGGAGUCACAGCGCUUGCUGAUGCAAGACAUGCAGCGCAUUGAGAGCGUGCUGUCCUCUGAACAGCUUCGACAGGUGGAGGAGAUAAAGAAGAGAGACCAGGAGGAGGAUGAGAAGGAGAGAUUGAGUCAGGCUAAAGAGACCAGUGAGGAUGAGGGAACAGAGCAUCCAGAGGCAGUGGAGGACUCUCUGCUCGGACUCUCCAUAGAAGAGCAGUCCCACAUCAGCCACAGCAUCCACAGUUCCUUACACUCUCUGGACACAGACACUUCAGGCCACCAUGAUGGCUCUGACCCCUAUAAAGAUGGCCUUCGGAGGGUGCAGUCCACAGACAGCCUGGGGUCUUCAGGAGGGGUUCUAAUGCCUCACGGUCUGGGCGGACACAACUACAAGGCCAAGUCAGCCAGUCAGCUAGAUGAGUCAGACUUUGGUCCUCUUGUUGGGGCAGACUGUGGGGGCUUUGAAAGCAUGGACACCUCAUCCAUAUCUUCCCUGCAACCAGGACAAUUUCUCCUCACAAAGGACCAGGAGAAGGCCAUUAAGGCCAUGACACCAGAGCAGGAGGAGACCGCAUCACUCUUGUCCAGCAUCUCUCAUACGGCUGAUACGGCUUACCUGCCUCCGUCUGGCUACAGAUUGGUCAGCGAGAGCGAAUGGAACCUUCUGCAGCAAGAGUUGAAGAAUGCUGGAAGGAAGCUGGGCCGGAGAUGUGAUAUGUGCUCUAAUUAUGAGAAACAGCUGCAGGCCAUUCAGGUACAGGAGGCCGAGACACGAGAUCAGGUUAAGAAGUUGCAGGUGAUGUUGCGACAAGCAAAUGACCAGCUGGAGAGGACGAUGAAUGAGAAGCAGGAGUUGGAGGACUCUGUCAAACAGGCCAAUGAGGAAACCACUGCAAAGAUCUCAGAGUUGAAGCAAAAAGUUCAGGAAUCUGAAUCUCUGGUCAGUGCUCUUCAGCAGGCCUUCAGCCAGGCCAAGAGGAACACCCAGGAACAGAUGGCUGUGUUGCUGCAGUCCAGAGAGCAGGUGACUGAAGAACUGAACCGUUUGCAGAGAGAUAAUGAGAGUCUUCAGGGUAAACACAGACUUCACCUAACACUGCAACAGCAAGAGGACUUUCAGAUGCCAUCCACUGUACAGGAACUCCAACAGCUGGUGUUGCAGUACAGGGAGGACAUUGUUUCGGUCAGAACGGCGGCAGAGCAUCUGGAGGAGAAGCUGAAAGCAAAAAUAUUGUUCCUGAAGGAGCAGAUUCAGGCAGAACAGUGUCUGAAAGAGAACCUGGAAGACACACUACAGGUGGAGAUAGAGGGCUGUAAAGAAGAGAUUGCGUCUUUUUCCAGCUUGAAAAUGGAACUGGAACGAGUGAAGAGUGAAAAGGAACAGCUGGAGAGCAGCUUGUCAGACAAGAGCCAGACAUUGGAUGGUGUACAGGCCCUGAAGAACAGGCUGGAGGAACAGCUGAAAGAUGCCCUCAGCAACAAGAGUGCUUUGGAGGGUCAAGUGUUUGAAGAAAAAGAUAAGGCACAGCGACUGCAGACGGAGCUGGAUGUCAGUGAGCAGGUCCAGAGAGACUUCGUCAAGCUGUCCCAGACUCUUCAGGUGCAGUUGGAGCGGAUCCGGCAGGCGAACUCAUUAGAGCGGAUCCGGGUCAUCCUUAACGACACCAACUUCACAGAUAUCAGCCAGCUUCCCGAGACAUGAUGUCACUUACUUGUUUCGACUUCUACAUAUAAACACACUUACAUCCACACUCCACCUAUACCCUAGUCUUCAGCCCAACUUCAUCACUGUGCCCACCCCCACAAGGGUCUCUAGCCAAUCAGAACAGGCCUUGAGGAGUCUGGGGUGGGCUGUUUGUUUGUUUAGUCUUAAGUUAAAGAAGAAACCAGUUGAGUGAGGAAGACCUGAGACAAAAUGCAAGUAUUGGAGAACACUACUGAAAUCUACUGCUGCUGAAAUGCUUGUAAAUAAGUUUUCAAGGAGAUCAAAAAAGACAGAUGUCUUUGGUCAAGUGGAGAUUUGGUUUUAACCAGAUUGUGUCUCGUAAUACAGUUCUCCACUGUGCAUCCUGAAGAAGCUGACUGCCUUUCAGUGAGUCAGCUUCUUCAGUUCAGGAAAUGAGAGCAAAUGGGUCCCCAUGAUAGUCAACCAUUUCUUGACCCUACCAAAGUUCUCGUAUCUUCCACCUUCUCCAUCUUUUGCAUUUCCACGCUCUCCUCUACUGAUAUUCCUCAACCUGUCUUCUUUUAACCUCUCUCCAUCUGCUGAGCUAAAAGCAGCGAUUUAUGAAGGAAACUGACACACCUGAAGAUUUUUGUACAUACCUGUAAACAGAUUAUACUAUGUGUAUAUUGCAUUAGUUAAGUUAAUACACAAGACUGUGAUUUCCCCGUCUUGCCCCUUUCACGACACAUUCACAAGGCAAUGCAAUGUUUCUCAAAUGCCAAUAAUUUCUCUGAGAUUCAGGGCUGUCAUUUAAAUUCACAGGGCUCGAGACAAAACUAUUUUAGUGGGCCCCCUCCCCUUGGUACAAUGUUUACCAGUUGUUCUUUUCUGUCGACAGCCCUGCUGGGAUAUAAUUACGGUCUGUGUCAUAUUGCUGUUUUUUUUCUCUCCAUUCCACUUGAGACCCUCCAAAUCUCCUUGGGAUGCACAUUGUUUCUUGAUUAUUUUUCCUUUCUUCAUAAUGAAUUUAGGAGCUUCUUAACUUGUUGCCUGAAGCUACUUUGGUUGCAACGGACGGUGUUUUUGUGAUAUUUAUUUGCUUUCAAUAUAUGAAGGAUAUUCACAAACACCAGUCUGUUUCAGUUAAUUGGUCCGCUGACAUUUACAGCUUACAAAGUACCUGGUCUGAUUUUGAGUUGCGUAAAUGAUUUGCGUUUGGUAUAUGGCAACACCACUUGCACUGUUUUAGAAGGUAUUUCACCCCAUCAGUCUGUUAUCUGCCUAAAGAAAGACUGCUAACUGUAUAAGCACACCAUGCUUAUGAAUUACAGCCAUUAUGAUGCUCUUCAUGACUAAGGGGCAUCCUAAGCUGUGUAUCUUUUGUGUACCACAUUUAGUGGUAUCUUAAACUGUCUGUCUGGCCCACGUCCAGCGUUAACAGAAUUAAAACUCUGGUAUGGGAUCCACAAAACCAAAGCUUACAUACUGGGCAUAUUUGGACAGUUUAAAUCAUAUUGGAAAGAUGGAAGCAUAGAAAAUGUUGCGUGUGAAAUUUUCUGGCUGCUUUUUCAAACAAUGUAUGCCAAGAGAUGUAGAUAAACUACAGGUAUUCUGAAAGUUUUAGCACAUAUUUUACAUUUCUUACAGACAAGCCUAAUCAAAAUGGCAUGUGAUUUUGGCAUUUUAAAUGAAUUUGUGGUGUACUUUAGAUCAGGCUGUAGAAUCCGUAAUGAAAAAUAUAAUUGCUUUGCCUUUGGAAGUCUGGUCAUGAAAACGGCCAUGUGAUUGACAACUGAAAAUUGGCUAAACUCUGAUGUAAUGGAUGGUCAAAACCCAGCAGCAUUGUUUGCUAAUUGUGUAAUAAGACGUUUACUAAUCAUGGCAUUUGUUCAUAAUCAAAAGGUUCUAUUUGAAUUGAUUCAUAGAAUUGUUCUCAAGAGAAAAUGAACCACAAAUGCUGUCAUUUUAUGACCUUUUAAUUUCAUUUGACAAACUGCUGCUCGUGACCACUAUGUGGACUGUUGAUAAAGAAGCAGCUGUUCUGUGUGAAUGUGUUGUGAUGAUGUUCAUUUUAUUACCUGUACGUUGCACUUCAUAACACAUGUUCUGUGCUGUCUAAACGUCGCAAACACAGCUUCUUCAGAGGCUUGUUUCACUAUAGCAACAAAACCUUUUCACAUCAGAGUAGACAACAGCAGUUUUCAAGUUGUCUGAAUAUUUUAGGAACUACAUUUUUCAAGACAAGCACACACUGAUGUAACUCUAAUAACUCAUAUUUUGGUGAGAGACUACAUUUUUAUGAAAAUUAUGAUAUAAGAAAACUUCUCCAGUCAGUAUAAUUUAUGACCGUCAUUCCUAUUGAGUCUGUGAAGAGCGAUCGUUCAGAUACUUUCACCAUAACAACGGUUGUUUUUGUUCGCAUGCUGUGUUGCAAAUGCAGAAGCCCUUGCAGAUUGAUAUACUGUACUGUGUACAUAUCCUUGUAUAUAUCUAUAUAAUAAAACAAAUUGAA
This is a messenger RNA of Xyrauchen texanus (razorback sucker), 5147 nucleotides long. RefSeq names its product rabaptin, RAB GTPase binding effector protein 1 (gene rabep1). Bases 98 to 2671 code for a protein of 857 amino acids. The record is from RefSeq and is a predicted model, not a curated record. Gene Ontology annotation, cellular component: intracellular membrane-bounded organelle. Gene Ontology annotation, molecular function: GTPase activator activity; growth factor activity. The transcript has 18 exons. Lineage: Eukaryota; Metazoa; Chordata; Actinopteri; Cypriniformes; Catostomidae. Gene Ontology annotation, biological process: endocytosis.